AUGUCUAGAGUUAAAGAUUUAUUACAAGUAUUGAGUGGAGGAAAAAAUGUAUUGUCAUCGAUGAUCAAUAAUAGUCAUAGACCACCAACUUAUAUACCACGUUCAUAUCCAACCAAUACAGAUCAUACUCAAAAAAUAGAGUCAUCAACAAAAUCAAAACUUAUAAAUGAUUUUGAUAUUGAUGUUAUAAUUAAACAACAAAAACAACAGCAACUAGAGCAACAACAACAACAACAACAACAAAUAAAUAAUGAACAUCAUCAGUUCUUGGAUUUAAAGAAUCCUGAAAUCAAAUAUUUAGAGAAUGAAGGAAAAUCAUUACCUUCAAGUCAAUCAACAAGAUUCUGGCAUUUCACAAAGUUGGCAGUUGGAAUGGGUGCAGGAUUGGUCAGUGAAUUUACAAAAAGAAAGGUUAGUGGUGAUGAAAGUAGUACUCAUCCUUUGUUUAGUGAUUCAAAUGCAAGCAGAUUAGCAGAAACAUUCUCGAGAAUGAGAGGAACUGCUUUAAAGAUUGGUCAAGUCUUAUCAAUUCAAGACGAUUCAGUAUUACCACCCAAUUUUGUAAAACUAUUAGAAAAUGUUAGAAAGAAUGCUAAUCCAAUGCCAAUCAAUCAAUUACAUGAAACAUUAGAAAAAGAAUUGGGCAAAGAAUGGAGAACGUUGUUUAGAGAGUUUGAAGAGAAACCGAUUGCUGCUGCUUCAAUUGGUCAGGUACAUCGUGCAGUAACUCUUGAUGGUGUAAAGGUAGCUGUUAAGGUUCAGUAUCCAGGUGUUUCAGAUAGUAUCACGAGUGAUAUCAAUACGCUGAUGUCAAUGUUGAAAUUGGUUGCACCAGACACAGCAUAUCUCGAGAGUUCAUUGGGAUCGGCACGUGAUGAACUAAUGAAAGAAACCGACUAUCUUAACGAAGCUGACAAUCAAAUGAAGAUGAAACAUCUCAUUGAAAGCAGUUCGAGUUCACAUUUGAAACAUUUCUACGUGCCAUCAAUCAUAACCAAUCUGACAACCAAACGAAUACUUACAAGUGAAUUUGUAGAGGGAGUAUCGAUAGAUCAAAUCAACACAGAACAACACAAUCAGAAGACAAGAGAUUGGGUAUCAAAGAACAUCUUGUCACUAUGUCUGGCAGAGUUGUUUGAAUUUUCAUACAUGCAAGUCGAUCCCAAUUGGUCCAAUUUCAUUUUAGAUUUCGAAAACAAACGAUGUAUAGAAGGUGGAGUCGAAGCAGACAAAGAAAAGAUUUUAGACUAUUCGUUCAAAGUUGGAUAUUUCACUGGUCAUGAAAAUGUUAUGAUGAAAGAUGCACAGGCCAAAGCAGUUACAAUUUUAGCAGAACCAUUUGCAGCCAAGGAAUCCUAUAACUUUUUGGAGAAACAGAUUUCCGCUCGUAUCACUGAAUUGAUUCCCAUUAUGUUGAAGAACCGUUUGAAACCACCACCCGAAGAAACUUAUUCUCUCCACAGAAAACUAAGUGGUUGUUUCUUAAUUUGUUCAAAACUACAAGCCAAUAUCGAAUGUCAUUCAGUUUGGAAACAUUAUCAACAAUUAUUCCUUGAAAAGAAUAAAGAUUUUAAACCAUAA
Heterostelium album PN500 is the source of this 1581-nucleotide messenger RNA. It is a transcript of the gene abkA, whose product is annotated as ABC1 kinase family protein. The transcript has 4 exons. The coding region runs from base 1 to 1581 and encodes 526 amino acids. Gene Ontology annotation, cellular component: extrinsic component of mitochondrial inner membrane. The record is from RefSeq and is a predicted model, not a curated record. Lineage: Eukaryota; Evosea; Eumycetozoa; Acytosteliales; Acytosteliaceae. Gene Ontology annotation, molecular function: kinase activity. Gene Ontology annotation, biological process: ubiquinone biosynthetic process.